This is a messenger RNA of Drosophila albomicans, 1274 nucleotides long. Its product is annotated as myb-like protein X. Lineage: Eukaryota; Metazoa; Arthropoda; Insecta; Diptera; Drosophilidae. Bases 36 to 992 code for a protein of 318 amino acids. Gene Ontology annotation, molecular function: serine-type endopeptidase inhibitor activity. The transcript has 2 exons. The record is from RefSeq and is a predicted model, not a curated record.
AACCCCAAAUCAGUUGUGAUUUAACCUCCGGAGAAAUGAGGUGCGUUUUGUUCUGUAUUAUUCUGACUCUCUACGUGGGAGUUAGAGGUGAUUCGUUUAAGCGAAAGGCAUUUGUCAGGCAGCCGAAAUGCUUGUACUUGGUGGAUCCGGGACCUUGUCACGGCAAAUUUCAGGUCUAUGGCUUCGAUCCCUUCGCCAACAUUUGCAGCUUAUUCACAUACGGCGGUUGCGGAGGAAAUCCGAAUCGAUUCGGCGAUUAUUCGCACUGCUCGAGGGAUUGUCUUGUGAGGGCGAAGGAAACUGAACCUGACGAUUCGUAUGGCGAGGAAAUCGAGGAAGAGGAAGAGGAGGAAGAGGAGGAUUACGAGGAGGAAGACGAAGAGGAAGACAAAGAUAAAGGAGACGAGAAAGAAAAAGAAAAAGAAAAGGAAGAUGAAGACAAAGACAAAGGGGAUCAUACCGACGAAAAGAAAGACGACUCGAAAGAAGUCUCAGAGAAGGAAAAAGAAGAGAAAAACGAAGAAAAAGAAGACGAAGGCAAGGAUGAGGAUGAUGACGACCUCGCAAAAGAAAACACAGACGAAAAAAAGGAAAAAGAAAAACAAAAGACAGAUGAAGAUGAAGACGAAGACAAGGACAAAGGUGAUUAUACCGACGAGUACAAGGACGACUCUUUCGAGUCUCCUUUCGGAGACCAAAGCAAAAUUAGAAAUAAACAAAAACCAAAAAAAAAGAAAGGCCAAGCUGAAGAUGAUGAUUUUGACAACAAUGACGAAUUUGAUGAUUUUGAUUCUAGUAAUGAACAGAACACAAAAUUAAGAAAUGGUUACAGUAAACAACUGAAGACAAAUGAUAAAAAUAUGGAAUAUGGAAACGACAAUCACGUUAACGAUCCAUCAAAGCGACGUAAAGGGAUACAAAAUAUUGUAGAAUUCAUUCAACAACAUCAAGGCAAUGCCAAAAACAAUGAAAAAAGCACAGAAAAACAAUGAAAAACUUUCUUAAGUAUAGUUGGAAGUAAAAAAUAUACUGUAGAAAAUCAAAUAACAAAAAUAGAUAACAAAUAAUUGUCAACUUUCAAUUAGUAAAUUUGCUUAUUCCUUUGGUUUAAGCUUUGUUCAAACACAAAAUUAAGACGAACGAUGAAAUAAAAAGGAAUAAACUUAUAAAAAGUGCGCUUUAAAGAAAGUUGAGCUAAAGUAAAAGUUAGAAACAAUAUGUAUAAAGAAUAAAUAUUAAAAUAGAUUAAAGUAAUAAAUGAAUAUUUAUUAAAA